Molecule: messenger RNA, 930 nt
Organism: Rhagoletis zephyria (snowberry fruit fly)
Lineage: Eukaryota; Metazoa; Arthropoda; Insecta; Diptera; Tephritidae
Source: RefSeq, a predicted model, not a curated record
UAUGAAAUACAAACACGGAGAACACAAAUGCACAAGGUUAAAGUAUUAUAGCAACCACAAACAGAAAUUAGCCAAGCAGAUCGAGCAAUUAAAAUUCUUGUUAGAAUGCAAGAAAUUUGAGCUGACCCCCAAACAUCUGACAAAAUCGGUUAAAAACACAACAAUAAAUAGCACAUCCCAAAAUAUAAAACAGAAAAUAGAAAAAACUAAACAAAUCUUCCUCAUGAAAAUGCUGAACAUAGAAAUAACACAAACAAACAUGAAUAUGAGAGCAGCAAAAAAUAAUUUGCACCACACAGAAAUCCAACUAAAGCGCACACUAAGUGAAUCGGAGUUUAUCAAGUUCAUACAAAAACAAAACCUUUUAUGUAAUAAGAUCGCGAAGGAGAAAGAAUCAACUCUCACCUCUAAAAUUGAGAAAAUAAAACAGGAAAGAAUGCGAAAACUAGGCAUAAACAUCAACGACAACUGGUUCGCAAACAAAACCAGCAUCGUCUUUCCCCAGGAGGUGAAGUGACUCCCCUCAUUAGGAAAGAAAUUCACGCUGCCAACAACAAAAUCCAACUUCUCGGCAGUUCACACGAUUGCAGAAAUGGAGCAAGUGAUUCAGACGAUAAGUCAUGAUAGAGAAAAAGAAUUAGCGAGAAAUAAAGUAAGCAAUAGGAUUUUACAAUUCAAACGCAAUAUAAAAAACAAUGUAGCCGAAAAGUUCAUUUUAGAAGCAUACAAAAAAACAAAAACUUUCCUCCAAGCACACACUAACAACAUCAUCAUAACAGACGCAGACAAGGGGAAUAAAACAGUGGCAAUGUACAAAACAGAAUACGUAGAAAAAAUAGAAAACCUACUAGGAGACAAGAACACGUACAAAACAAUACGAGCAGAUCCCACAAAUACUUUGCAAAGAAAAAAUAACAACAUAGUGGAUGA